This is a messenger RNA of Zerene cesonia (dogface butterfly), 1646 nucleotides long. Its product is annotated as PRKR-interacting protein 1 homolog. Gene Ontology annotation, cellular component: nucleolus. The coding region runs from base 175 to 690 and encodes 171 amino acids. The transcript has 3 exons. The record is from RefSeq and is a predicted model, not a curated record. NCBI's taxonomy places the organism in Eukaryota, Metazoa, Arthropoda, Insecta, Lepidoptera, Pieridae. Gene Ontology annotation, molecular function: double-stranded RNA binding; protein kinase inhibitor activity; protein kinase binding. Gene Ontology annotation, biological process: negative regulation of protein kinase activity.
CAGCGCGGUAUUACAAGUUCACGCUGCUGUCUCCCGUUGAAAAACAAUAGGAAAUGCGAAUGAGAACGUAUUUUGUAGCAAAUUGUGUGAUUUAAGAAAUUUUUUCAUUCGACCAAUUAAAAAAGAAUCAAAGUUAUUUUUAAGGAAUUUAGUUAAGAGGAGUCCUUUUUUAAAAUGAGUGAAAAAGAGACUGAUAAAGAAGAAAAGAAACCUAUUAUUAUCAAAGAUGCAACGGACUUGCAAAGACUGCGGCUAGAAAAACUAAUGAAAAAUCCAGAAAAGCCAGUUUUGAUACCUGAGAGGAGAAAAGAAAAGACGCUACCUCCUCCACCAGAUUUUGUUCGAAAUGUAAUGGGUUCUAGUGCUGGAGCCGGUUCUGGCGAGUUUCAUGUAUAUAGGCAUCUUAGACGAAAAGAAUAUGCGAGGCAAAAAUUUAUUCAGGAAAAAAGUGAACAGGAAAAAUUAGAUGAAGAAUACCAGAGAAAAUUAGAAGAAAACAAACGUAAAGCCGAAGAAAAGACAGCAAAAAAAAGGGCAAAACGAUUAAAAAAGAAACAGAAGGCUAAAAUUAAAGCAAAAAUUCCUAAAACAAAUAAUACUGAAUCUAAGAGUUCACAAUCUGAGAGUGAAUCAGAAAAUGAUGCAGAGCAUUCAGAAUCAACAACUGAAAAAGAAGAAACAAAACCCUAACUUAUACUGUAACUAAUACAAAAUAGAAAAAUUGUAUAAUUUUUUUCAACAUUAUCAUCUACUUAAAGUUUAUAAAGCUAGAUGUAUCCUUCCUGCAUGUUUCUUUUUUAUUUUUAUUUCAUGAAAUAGAAAUAUUUAUAAAUGAUGCAAACAUAAAACCUAUUAAGUUUUUCUGUACACCAUAAGUCAACAAUUGCUUCAUAAUAUGUUCUAUUUAUGUACAAAACUUCAUCUGAUUGUAUUACCAAAAAUGUAGAGCAAGGGGGUUACCGCCACUUCUUAUAGCAGUCUUGGUAUAGUAUUGAUUUUUAAUUAAUACAUGGAUAAGUACUAAAAUAAGGCGAAGAUUUUGACAGUUUUGUCUUAAGAGAAAAGGUAAUAGGAAAGUAUUGGACUAUAGCAUGUACAAUAUGCAAAUUUUUAUCAAACCUGGUUACUGUUUUACGAUUUUUUCUUAUAUCUCAAACAACCUACUUAAAUCAUCCAAAGUCAGUGCAUGGUGUGUUCCCCCAGCAGCAGUUUUGAAUUGUUCUAACCUUGGUAAAUACAGUUUGUAAUGUUGUCUAAUUGUGUGUACAAUUUAAAAGCGUCUUAUGGCACACAAAUUUCUUUCUUCUGGCCGCAUAGAUUUUAAAAUUGGAAAAAUUGGGGGGAAACAAGACAGUAUAUGUUCUCAAUAUUUGCCCAUUUUCUUUUUCUGCUUCUUAGUAUUUAAGCAACAAAUAACUUGUAUAGCUCCCAUGAAAUGCAUGUUUAUACAGUGAAAAUCAAGGUCAGUUGCAUUUUUACAAAUCAUAAUAAUGGUUUCAAGGCUUUUUGUGCUAAUUUCAGAGUUUUAAUGUGGGAAUCCUGUUCAUACAAUUCUUAAAAUAAUUAUCUUAAUAAAACAUAUCAGUCCCCUUUCCAACUAAAAUAUAACAUGGUACAUCUUAGAAAGCCUGAUCGCCAUAGAGUAG